Molecule: messenger RNA, 3621 nt
Organism: Paramecium tetraurelia
Lineage: Eukaryota; Ciliophora; Oligohymenophorea; Peniculida; Parameciidae
Exons: 8
Source: RefSeq, a predicted model, not a curated record
AUGAAUUUCGAUAAGAGUCUAAAAAAUAGGCCAACUCUAUCUUUCACAGGAUUUUCACCAUCUAAAUCAAAUAUUAAUAUAGAGGCUUCUCGAAAGAAUCUGCAAAGUUCAUCCUUUGGAUCACCACAUCAUGCAUAAUCUCUUGAGGUUUAAUUGAAACAGGAAUUUGAGGCUCAAUAUAAUGAAAGAAUUUUAACAAUGCGAAGUUUUUAUGAUAUGAAAUAUUAAACACUCUUUGAAACAGUCAAAGAAGCACUUGAUAAAAUUAUGAAUGAUGAAUUAAUUGAUACAAUGAGACAAGAUAUUACCUCAUAAGAAUUUGUUUAUCAGAGGGUCAGAGAGAUGUUUGAGGAUAUAAUACUUAGUGAGAGAGAAGUCCUCAUAGAAAAGCUCUCCUCCUAAUAUGCCUAUCUCAAAAUGGAAUUUGGAAAAAUUGAAUAAGAUAAAAGAAAAUUAGCGAUAGAGUUAUAGAUGAUCCAGGAUGAGCAAGGCGAUAAAGAAGCAUAGGCUUAAAACUAGGUUUAAUAAGCGUAGGAGCAAAUUUCCUGUAAGGAUUUAUUAUUUAAGUUAAGGAUUAACAAGGUUUCGUAAUUAGAAUAAAAACUGUCUUCGGCUAAUUAAACUGCUAAGGAAGUUUAGCAACUCCAGACUACUGCAAAAGAGUAUAACAUACUAAAGGAGGAAUAUGAAUAAUUGGUUCAAACAAAUGAAAAAUUAUAAUUAAUUAAUAAAUAGCAAGUUUAAGAAAUAGAAUAAUUACAUAAGAUAAGUGAAAACUUGUAGUUAAAAGUAUAGUAAUUGAAUAAAAUUUAUUAAGAAUUAGAGGGUGAGGUGAUUUCAUAUAAAAAAAAAUCAACUGAUUCUGAGUCUAAGACCUAAUUUACAAUUACUAAUCUACAAAAUUAACUAGAAGCAAUAACCUUAUAAUUCAAUCAAUAAAAGAGUGAAUCUGAAAAAAGGUUGGAAAAGGAAGCGUAAACAUAUUAAAAUGAAAUCCACAAAUUAAGUUAAAAAUUACAAAAGAAAAAAGAGAAAUCAACAUUCCACAAAUAAAAUGCAAAAUAGUUAUAAAUUAGAUUAGAUUAGCUCAUCAGAGAUCAUGCUGAGUAGUUAUAAAAUGAAACGUAAUAGUUUCAAAGAAAGAUUAAUGAAUUGCAAUCAUAGAAUCAACAAUAAUUACAAUAAGCCUAAAAGUCUAUUGAUGAUUUGAAAGAAUCUCAUGAUAAAAACCUUUAUACUUUAAGAAACUAAUUUGAAUAAAUAAACAAACAACAAUGUGAUGAUUCAGAUAAGUAAAAAAUCAACUUAUUGAAUGAAUUGGAUCGAGUGUAAACUGAACUAGAAUCUGUUGUGCUGUAAUAACAAUAAUAAAUUGAAAGCAAUUAUAUUCCAAAGAUCUAAUACGAGUAGCAAGUCAAUGAAUUAUAAAAGAAAAUAUCAGACACAAAUCAAAAACUUAGAGAAUAAGAUGCUCUUAUGAAAAAACAAUAGGAUGAAUUUGAUAAUUACAAGGAACAAUGGAAUAGACAACAAAACAAAUUGCAUUUAGAUGUUAAGGAUAGAAAUGAAAUUUAAGAAUAACUUUUAUCAAGAGAAGAAACCAUUAAUAAUCAAAAUAAAUAGAUAUCUUAACUAACUUAAUAAGUUAAGAUGUUAGAAUCUGAUUAUUAAAGAUUGUAGGAAAGAUCCAAAUAAUAGUUAGAAUAUAUAGAAGAAUUGAAAAAUGAUGUAAGUAAUCGUCAAACAGAAGUUCUUAAAAUCUAAAAGUAAUUAAAGCAAUAGAAAGAUGAACUCAUGGAAUAAUACAGAUAAUUGGAGGGAGAAAACAAAACUAAAAAUGAUAAAGUGCAAUUAUUAAAUUCCUAAUUGGAAAGACUUUUAAACGAGUCAUCUGAAAAUGAAAAAUUAUUGAAUUACAAAAGCAAAGAACUACAAUAAUUAGAAGAUGAACUUAUGCAAUAUCAAAAUUUCAAACGCAACGCUUAACAAUUAUCAGAGGAAAAUGAAUAAUUAAGAAUCUAAAUCGAUAAAUUAAUUAACAUUUAAGAGUUAUAAGAAUAAAAAUAGGAAGAUGUUAAAAGGCAAUUAGAUACAGAGUUAAAAUAGAAGAAUUAAUUGGAUUCUCACAAUGAAUCACUCAUGUAAAGACAUUAAAAGUAUGUGAAAACUAUCAAAGAAUAAAGAAAAUAUAUCAAAAGAAGAAUUGCUAGUGAACUCUAAAAAAUGAAAUAGGAACAUGCUAGUCUAGAACAAUACUUAAGAUAAAUUAUUAGGAUGAAAAACAAUGAAGAUAAUUUGUUGAUUGCAUCAAUUGUUACAAAAGUGAAAGAUUUAUGGAACAGAAAGGAAAUUUAACAUGAAAAUGAAAUUUUAAAAAUCAGAAAUGAAAUAUUUGAUUAAUAUAGUGGAAGUGCAUCACAUUUGAGAACUGCAUACGAGUAAACAUUGGACGAGACAUAAAAAUAAUUUGAAUAGCAAAUUGAGAAUUUAAGAGAUGCAAAAGAAAAGAUGGAGGAUGAAAAUAAAGAGUUACUGCAUGAAUUAUAGAAAGUAUAAGUUAUCUUAGAAGAUUAAUCAGCUUUGAUUACAAAUUUAAAGAAUGAAAAUAAAACAUUGAAAAGCAAUGGAAUGCUCAUUGAGAAUGAAUUAUCGAGUACUUUGAAAAAUAUGAAUGAUAUGAAAGAUUCUUUUGAGGAUCAAAUACAAGAAUUAACCAAAUAACUAAAAAAGUAUGAAAGAAAACAAUAACAUUAAUAAGAUUUGAAAGGCUAAGUUGAUACAUUAUAAAAUGAAUUAGAAAAAUUAAGAACUCUUAAUAGAUCUAAUACUUAAGAGACAGAAAAUAGAAUUGCCAAGUUAGUAAAGUAACAAUAAUCAGAAGUUCAAUUGUUAGUCAAUCAAUUUCAAAGAGAAUAGAUUAAACUUAGAUAAGAAUCGACUGAUCUAAAGGAUCAAGUAUCUUAAAAUGAAGAAAUUAUACAUAAGUUAUAUUAAUCACUUGAUGACGUGAAUUAGAUUGUGAAUUAAAAGGAUAAAUAAUUACAGAAUCUGAUUGAGGACAUUGAACAAGAAAGAGCAUCUGAUUAAUAAAAAAUAAAUGAACUAUAGAAUAAGUUAUAUAUUUAGAUUAAUAUUAGAUUGAGAAAAGAAGAGGAUGAAAUGAAAGUGGCACGAUAAAAAGGUUAAAGAGAUAUCGAAAAGGUUCAAAUACAAAUAGCCUCUGCUGAAUCAGAAAAUAGUUAGUUUAAGAUAGAGAAUAAAUAACUAAGGAUGUAAUGUGAAUAAUUAGCAGAUGAAUUAGAAAAGAAGACAAAAUAAUUUGAUCAAUUGAAUCGUGAAUAUGAAGAUUAGAAAAUAAUUUAAAAUUAAGAAAUAGCUGAUUUACACAGAUUGCUUAAAAUACAAGUGUAAAACGAUGAUAUGUCAAAUUAUUAUAGUGAAAGUAAGGAGUUGGCUUAAAGAGUUAAGGAAUUAUAAAAAAUUAACUCAUAAUUCUCAGAUACGAAUUAUCCAAGACGUUAAGAAUCAUCUGUAUAAAAAUUUGAUAGUUCUAAAAAAUUAAAUUCAAGUAACAACUUGAAGCCUCGCCUGCCUAAUUAUACUCCAAUGACAAAAAAAUGA